AUGUUGAAAUCUACUGUCAAUAAUACUCGUAUCAAGUGUGGACACAUUGAUCAAAGAAGAAAUUAUUUGUUCACAACAUUGGCUGGUACAGUUUUGGGCUCAUUCUUAUGGUCCAAAAACAAUGUAUUAGCUUCAAAAAUGGAAAAUGGUGAAUUACACUAUCAUGAUCCUAACCUUAAAUUCAAUAAGAAAUUGUUCAAUGGUAAACCACCAUUUGAAAGACGUACUCCAGAUUAUCCUGGUCAUGUACCAUUAUAUAAUUUCGAGAAAGUUUUGAUGUUUUUAGGAUCCAGUAUGGGGGCAUUUUUCCAUCCAGAAGAAAAUAAAUAUAUUGUGGCUCUUGGUGAAAGUACUGCCAUCACACCUAUUUUACAGAAUUUACGCCACAAGAUGCUAUCAGAUCCUGUGGGUAGAACCAUAUUAAGAGAGAAGCCACGGAUGACGUCAGAUUCAUUGAAUUUGACCUAUUUGCGAUCAUUACCUGAUAAUACGAUUGGGAAAAAUUAUGUCAAUUGGUUAGACAAGGAGCAUGUCAGUCCUGAUACUAGGGUUGCAGUUAGAUAUAUUGACAAUGAAGAAUUGGCUUAUAUAUAUCAACGAUAUCGUGAAUGUCAUGAUUUUUAUCAUGCAAUAACUGGGUUACCAAUUAUUAUUGAGGGGGAAAUUGCUGUUAAGGUAUUCGAAUUUGCUAAUAUUGGUAUCCCUAUGAGUGGGUUAGGAGCUUUAUUUGCUCCCUUGCGAUUGAAAUCAAGUCAACGUCAACGAUUAAGGGAAAUAUAUUAUCCGUGGGCAAUCAAAAAUGGAUUGUUUAGUAAGCCAUUGAUCAAUGUUUACUGGGAAAAAAUUCUCGAGAAGGAUGUUGAUGAAUUCAGACAAGAGAUGGGGAUUCAACAACCUCCUGAUUUAAGAAAUAUGAGAAAAGAGUAUUUUGCUAAGAAAAAAUUGGAAAAGCAGUUGCAAGGUGGAAAGUAA
This is a messenger RNA of Candida albicans SC5314, 972 nucleotides long. It is a transcript of the gene COQ4, whose product is annotated as ubiquinone biosynthesis protein. Lineage: Eukaryota; Fungi; Ascomycota; Pichiomycetes; Serinales; Debaryomycetaceae. The transcript has a single exon. Gene Ontology annotation, cellular component: mitochondrion; mitochondrial inner membrane. Bases 1 to 972 code for a protein of 323 amino acids. Gene Ontology annotation, biological process: ubiquinone biosynthetic process. The record is from RefSeq and is a predicted model, not a curated record.